UGAAGGUCAACUUGGCUAUUACAGUGUUCCAAUGAAGACUGAACUUUUUUAGGCGGCAAUUAUGUGCCAUGUUUGAGUGAGUCGAGAAAGUUGGAUGGGGUGCCAGACAGCAUUCUAUUUAACUAUGAACUUUCUCUGACAAUGAUGUUUAAAAAUUACUGGACAUAGGACUUCUUUAGUGCAUCCUUGUUUCCCAGUGAAAGCUUUUUCUUCAACAUUAUUGAAGACCGAUGAAUGAUUUAAGCUGCAACAGUAUUUGUCAGCUAUUGUGUUGUCCUCCAUUACCAUCUAAAAUUGCAGCUAAGUUGGCAUUUAUGCCUCCACCUCCCAGUUAUAAACUGACGGAGCAUGCUGAAGGAGGGCAUACUACAUACAGCUUUACUCUGGCUUCAUACUUGAAGGAUUCAUUUAUCCAUUUUGUCCCAGAAAACAUGGAAUCAGUGAAGGCUACAACAAAAAGAGGCAAUAAUAUUGCGAUUCUUUAUAUGCCCAUCAAUUCGUCAUCUAAGCUAACUUUCUUGUUAAGCCAUGGGAAUGCUGUGGACUUGGGUCUGAUGCUUCACUUCAUGUAUGAACUGGGGAGCAAGUUGAACGUUAACAUCAUGUGUUACGAUUAUUCAGGCUAUGGAGUGUCUUCUGGAAAGCCUUUGGAAAAAAACCUUUAUGCUGAUGCUGAGUGUGCACUAAAUGUUUUAAGAACGAAGUAUUCUAUCCCUUUAAACCAAAUUGUUUUGUACGGUCAGAGCAUUGGAACUGUACCAACAAUACAUUUGGCUACUCUCCAUCGAGUUGCUGCUGUCGUACUACAUUCGCCACUGAUGUCCGGGUUAAGGGUAGCUUUCCCGAGGCUGAAACGCAAUUACUGUUGUGAUGUCUUCUCUAAUCUUGCACGCACACCGAAAAUUAUCUCACCUACACUAGUAAUUCAUGGGACGCGUGAUGAGGUUGUGAACGUUACUCAUGGUUACCGUAUAUGCUCUGCUGUAGCAGGUCAUCUAUUGUUGGAUCCUCUUUUCAUUGAUGGAGCCGGACAUAAUGACUGCGAACUUUUCCCUCAGUAUCUUUUGCGCUUAACUAAGUUGGUUACUGUGGAAUUACCUCGAUUACUGUCGAAUCCUAAUUCACAAAAUGUUACUGAAGUGGAAGAUAUGGAAGUAGAGUCGUCUAAACUACUGGAAAAAGGAACAGUUAAAGAGGAUAGUCAGGCAGAUUUAUCUAGUUCUAACUCUGUACCGGUUUCGUUAAAUUCUCAUGGGUAUUUUAGUAUGAAUGGCAACACAGUAGGAGGAGAGGAAGACAAAUCAACAAAGGUUUUUUUCCCCCAGCCGUCUUGGAAUGUAACCUCAGACUCAAUAUCUAGCAGGCUCAGUGUAAGUAACGUCUGCGAACAGAUACCACCUGAUGAGAUCGUUCAUCCUCCUCAACGAACCAGUCCAACACCAUCAUUAUCUCAAAAAUGCUUUAAGUCCGUUGAUGAUACUAGCGCCUGCCUGAUUGGUGUUAGUAGACGCCUCAACGACUCUGAUGUGCAAAAAGGAAGCCAGAUUGCUGUGGAAAAAUGCAUGGACCAGAAUGAAGCUGUAGUUUCCCAGUUUUCGGUAGUUACACCUGAUUGUCUGUCUAGCAUUUCACUUGAUGAUUUGCAUUCGCUUCCAUCUGACAUUUGUGACCUUACUCUUCCUCCACCUCCUCCACCACCUACAAAUGGUGAUUCAGAUUUUUUCCAAUCAUCUAAAUUAUUAUGGUCUUUACAUACUCAGAAGAACGGAAAAAUAAAUACCUUGCCUCGGAAGUUGACAUCAAAGUUUUUGGAAACUGAGAUUGAUCAAGGUCAUUCACAAAUGCCAAAAAAGGUAUGGACUUUACCACGCGAAUUUUCCUCUGAAAAAAUAACACAAAUUCUUAACAAAAAACUUCUGAAAAAUAUGGUGGAUAAAUUUGAAUCCACAUCAACAUCUGAUAUUUCUGAACAGUGUUCUGCAAAAGAUUCACAUGAAUGUAGAUCCACAAUAACCUCAAAAUUUUCUAACUCUGUGACACUUACGUAGGAUCGAUCACUAUAUUUCAAUGUAUUUAACUGUUAUUCGUUUCUGUUGGGUUCCGUUUUUGUGAAUUUACUGAAGUGGCAUCGCAUUUGUGCUUUCGUUUUGUUUCCUAAGUCAUAAUACCGGUAAUUUGUAACACAUGGUUUGAAUGUAUUUAUUAUUAUUACUUUCCAUGUAGUAUGCUGAUGUAUUCUUCUUGUUUAUGUUCUACUGAAUUCUCUUUAUCAUCUUUAGGUUACUUAUAUUAUGAGUUUGUAAAAUUGCCAUGUAUCAAAUUUUUUUUAAAAAAACAUUUCAUAUACUUUAUUUCAAAUUAAAAAGUUUUUAUAUCUUUCACAAUCGUUAAAUGGACAAAACAACUAAUGUGAAUAUUUUUUAUGUAUAUAAUCAAUUAUUUAAUUUAUUCAGAAUUGCUAACAAUAGGUAAAAGAAAAUUGAUGUAUUCUCAAUGUUAUCACUUCGAUUUAACGAAUAAUAAUUGUCAUAUGCCCAAUUUUAAAGAAUAUCUCAAUGCUUCUAUAAGUAUUGCUUAUAAAUUACUGAUUUUAUUUAACAAAAUAUAUCUGUAAGCUCACGUUGUUCUUGUUAUUUCACUAUUUUAUAUAUAACACUAUCGUUUUUGCAUGAUUCCUUGUUCCGUUCUUAAGACGUAUUAUAAUAACAUAUGGAACUAUUCUCAUAAGAAAUUGACUUCAUGUAUUCGAGGUAAACUUACGAUAAGUCAGUGACUUGAAAGAGUUCAAUUAUUCAGCUUUUUAACGAACAAGUAUUGACAUUACGGUUAUGUUAUGUAUUAUUCGAAUAGCUACAAUACUACCAUGGUGGUAUUCAUUUUUUAAAAAGUAAGCUUCAAUUUGCUCAUCACUAUUGUGUGAUGUGUAUUUUAUUUUGACCAUAGUGUUAGGUAAUGUUCAUUUAAUGAUAAUUCACUGGAAGUACUUGGUUUUAUUUAAUUUCAUCUUGACUUAUGUCAUCCACCAGACGACUCUCCUUUUUCUCAACUACUGUUAUUUCGUACGUUAUAUUUAAAAAUAAGUAAAACUAAAUAUUGAUCAUAUCCUUGAAUUUAUUUGAUGAUUAGCUAUGUACGUGCUCCUCGGAUCAUUUCACCAACAUUGAUUAUUCAUGGCACUGAAGAUGAAAUAAUCGAUCGAGUCCAUGCCCAGCAGUUGUACGAACGUAUUCCUAAUACUUUGGAACCACUGUUUAUUCGUGGAGCUGGUCAUAAUGAUUGUGAACUGUAUGAAGAAUAUCUUAUCCGCUUAGAAUACUUAGUUCAUGUUGAAGUGGAUGGCCCCGGUGUACUAAAUCUUUCCCAAGAAUCGAAUUCAACUAAUAGGAAUAUACGGUUCAGUAAUGGACUAUUAAAAUAUUUUUGCCGGAAUCGCAAAUCUUCUGAAAAUAAUUCGAAACAAAUCUCAUCAAUCCAAUUUUCAAGGAAAUCCAAAUCACCAAAUGACGAAUCACACAAACAGUCUGAUGUAUGUAUACCUGAUGCAUCUAAUCAUUGUCAUGAGAAAACACUGGCUUCAAUCACUCCUAUGUGGAUGCGAAAACGAGGACUUCAUGGUUCAUAUAGAUAUGUCAGCAACUCUAGAACUGAUAAGCGUAGAUGUAAACGAAUUCAUUCCUUAUCCGUUAACCCACCGAGUAAGCCAUCUGAUCAGUUUGAGGCUAGUGUAAUUCCAGAAAGAACUGAUAUCAAGCUGGAGUAUGUGGAUCAUGGUGUUUCACUCAACGAGUUGGAUAAUAAGACAUCGAAACUAAUAACGAAUAUAUAAAAUAGUAGCUGCUAUGUUCGUCUCUCGAGAUUCUUUUUUUUCCCAAGAGAAACUAUUUGAAAUGUCUUCCGGUCUCACUGAUUCGAAAAUGUAAUAUUGUAAUAGGUAAAAAACUUUUCCACUGAAUCUGUAGGAUUUUCCUUAAAAAAAGCUCAGCAAUUACCUACCGCUACAUCUUAAGUGUACAUAAUUUUGCUUUUGACGUUAGAUUUUGUUUUAAUGUUUCCUAUUUCAUAAUGCAAUGGCAUUAUUUUCAUAAUUGUAUAUACAUAUUCAAUAGUGUGAAUUUCUAUAAAUAUGCGUUUAAUACUAUUAGAUUGUUUCAGUUAAUUAAAGUUGUAUCAAAGUACAUGACAAUUUAAUUUUAUGAAAGUAGUAUUUACUUACUGCUUUUCAUUCAGCUUAUUUUCAAAAAUAACAGUUUACGAGAAGUUUCCUGAUUAGUAUUUUUUUGUCUUCUUUCAUACAUCCCACUAACUUCGUUAUGUUCGUCACACAAGUCAUACAAUGCUCGUACAUCUUCAUCCAGAAUCUUAGAUGAAUCUUCACAAGCAUCUUUUGUUGUUUUAAACUCAACGCAAGUGAUUAUACAAGUAAAUAUACUCACAACACAUUAAAAGUGGUAGUUCUCAACAUAUGGAUAACCAUGAGGCUGAUCGUUAACUAGGUAACUGAUUGUAAUUUAUGAUGGAUAAAGUAUGUCGCAACGAUUAAUAAGUCUAAAGAUAGCUUACAAGCAGAAUUGCAUAAUAAUAUGAUAGGAAGAUUGUUUGAUUAAUGUUCGUUAGGAAUAUACAAGCUAAUGAUGCAGUAAAUGGCUACCUAUCUUUUCUCUCUUACUCUUUAAAAUAGUAAGUUAACAUUACUUUCUGAAGUAUCUGUUUCUUUUAGUUUCUUCUCAUGUACUUCAUGUUAGAGUAAAUUAACAGAC
Schistosoma bovis is the source of this 4757-nucleotide messenger RNA. Lineage: Eukaryota; Metazoa; Platyhelminthes; Trematoda; Strigeidida; Schistosomatidae. The record is from the annotation of a GenBank genome assembly.